Messenger RNA from Polyodon spathula (Mississippi paddlefish), 3519 nucleotides. Its product is annotated as transmembrane protein C17orf113-like. NCBI's taxonomy places the organism in Eukaryota, Metazoa, Chordata, Actinopteri, Acipenseriformes, Polyodontidae. The record is from RefSeq and is a predicted model, not a curated record. The transcript has 3 exons. Bases 229 to 2271 code for a protein of 680 amino acids.
UCCAGCAUAACACAAUAACGGUGUUCUACCUACAGCUUUGUUUCCAAAGUUUGUCUGUUUUCUGCUUAUUAUUGUGUAUUCAGAUAGGCACAGCAAAGAGUCUAAUCAUGAAGUGGUAACAGACUUCAGGGCAGUGAUGAAUGCGGUAACUGUUUCUGGGAGGACAAUUUCAGUUCAGUGCCGGUAAAUAGCGUUAGGUCCAGCCAACGUCGCCCCACAAGGACAGUUAUGCCACGCCCUGGGAAAAAGCCUGCUGGGGAGGCUUCAAACUCCAACAAGAAGUGCAAGCGCUACUUUAAUGAGCAGUGGAAGAAGGAGUUUCCCUGGCUGGAGUUCGACUAUGAGCUGAAGCUCAUGUUCUGUUUCAUCUGCCGGCAAGCGCUGGUGAAGAACAAGCACGGCAAAGCGGACAAUGCCUUCACUGUCGGCACGGAUAAUUUUCAGCGACAUGCCCUCCUCCGUCACGUGACCUCUGGGGCCCACCGGCACGCCUUGGCAGCCUGCAGGGAGCAGCCGCUUUGGGACCCGCCAACGCCAACGGAAGACCUCAAACUGGCAAUCAGAAGAGAGGUCAGCCCGGCCAAAAUCGGCAUCUUGACCACCGUUUACUGGAUGGCCAAGGAAGACAUUCCAGAUUUUAAACUCGGGUCAUUACUGGAGCUGCAAAAAUUCAACCUCUGCCAAGCGUUGUUGACUGGGGAACACCACCAUGAUUAUUAUACAGCAAGCAAUGUAAAGGAAAUGCAGGAGGCAAUUGUGAAAGUUCUUCACGAUGAAGAUAGGCGUAAAAUGGCUGAUUCCCCAUUUAUCGGGUUUAUUGUGAAUGGAACCAUUGACGAUUUGGAAAACAAAAACCUAGUAGUGUUUGCCACCACAAUGCCCCCAUAUGACAGACAAACAUCUGUAAUAUAUUUGGGCAGCUUCGUGAUGCCUGAUGGAGCCGCCGUGACUGCGGCAGAUAAAAUAAUUGAGCUCAUGACCGGCUUUAGCGUUCCUCUGUCCAAAGUAGUCUGGCUUGCAACGGAUGGUUCUUUUCUGAUGGCUGACCAGAUCAGUGGUGUUGAAGCCAAACUGAAGCCUGCGUGUCCACUUUUGAAACAGAUCCACUGUCCUUCUCAUAAAGGCUUGCUGGUUCUGGCUGAUUGUGUCACCGGCAUUGACUAUCUUAGGAACUACGAAGGCAUUGUCGAUGCUGUUUAUAGACUUUACUCCAGUUUUGAGGAUGAGAAUAACAGCUUACAGGAAUUACAGGCUGUCCUAAAGUCAUGUGAGAUAGACCUAUCUGGGCCUCAGCGCAUUCGAUGGACCUCUAUUUUGCCGGCAGUGGAAGCUGUCAACUUCUUAUGGCCAACGCUGGUGUUGCUUCUAGAAGGGGAAGCAAGGAAGUCUCCCAUUGCCAUGGGGCUUUGCAAGGAACUAAAAAAGUUCUACUUUGUGGCGUUCACAAAGACCCUGCUGGACGUUCUUCCCAUUCUCCAGAAACUGAACCGGUUCUUCCAGACGGAGGAUCUGGAUCUUUCCAUGUUCAGGCCAGCUGUCACGGCAGCCCUGGCCUCCCUGAAGACGCAGAAGACCUUGAACGGUCAACACUUUCAGGAAUUCCUCCGGGACUUGAACGAGCACCCCAGGGAGGACAUCGAAACAGAGAGCCGCUUCUACUACAAAGGGGUGGAGAUGACCCACUGUUCCAAGUUGCAUUGGCUGAACUUUGGCCACUUUAAGGAAACCUUUGUGCUACACGUGUACAGGAAUCUGCAGGAUAGGUUUCCCGUCGAUAUGACAGACAUUGUGCAGGCCUUCAUGGUUGUGUUCAGCCCAAAGAGCUACGCCGCACAGGCAAUGGACGACAUUGGGAAUUAUGGGAUGGCUGAACUAAACUUGCUGUUGAGCCACUAUGAGGAUGUGGUGAGCCGCGAGAGGGCGAAGAACGACUUCUCCCUUUUCAAGCGCAUCAUCGUCAGCUUGAGCCACCUCUCGUUCAACGACCUUUGCACCCAGCUGGUUUCCAUUGACUCGGAGAUGCAGAAGCUCUUCCCUGACUUUGCCACCCUUGCUUCAAUCGCUCUGGCAUUGCCUUUGCAUUCCGUGCCAUUUGACAAGAUUGUCAGGGUCAAGGAGCGGCUAAAACUGAGCAGAGGACGGUCACUGAAUGACAAAGGUUUGUCCAGCGUAAUCAAAAUUGCGGUGGACGGUCCGACCAUUAACGAGUUUGAUUUUGUAGCCGCCAUUGAACAUUUUGAAACCAUAAAAGACAAACAAAAUACCAUGUGAUGACUGUAUUUGUUUUUGUGGGCGUUUUUUUGUAACCACAAGCUGGAACAUUUGGAAGCAUUUGGAAUUACUUAAUAAGAACUGUACAUCUAUGUUAUGUAUCUUAUCUAUCCAAAUGAGUGUCCUAAUAAUAUGUAGGCUCCUUUUGGAGUAGUUUAAGGACUUAUAUUUUCUGUUGUGUUUUUUUUUAAGGAAAAUGCAGGUUCUCUCCUGCGCUAUGUUCUAGAAAAAAAAAAAAAAAGCAAUAUUUGGUAAUAUUUACCGCACGGCUGUUCAAUAAUCAAGCCUGACAUACAUAAUCACAUUUUAUUGCCAGCCUUUGCAACCACAAAACUGCCCUGUUGCAAGAGACUUACUUUAAAGACGAGAGAAAGAACUAUUGAAAGUUUGCAACAACCCAGACAGGUACUGAAGCUGUGUGAUGCUUUCAGCAGUUUCUGCUUAGCUUAUAUAAUAAUAAUAAUAAUAAUAAUAAUAAUAAUAAUAAUAAUAAUGAAACAUAUACAUUAUGCUAUCUAUUAAUUGUAAGAUUUGAUUUGGUGCAUAUUUUAUACUAAUCUCGAUUGCCGUACCUACAGCUGUAUUCUCAACUCUGCUGUAGCUUUACUCCUUACUUCGUGGCACACAGCAUGCAAACUGUAUCAGCAAAGCACUUGAAUAAUCCAGAGACAAAGGAAACAGCCAAUGCAUGAAAAACUGACAGUCUGCUUCAGCAUUGCCAGCUUGCCCAGUCACAGCUACCCUUUGCAUUUUACUUCCAAGUAACAACUGCUGUUUUUAACUUGCUAGAUUUUUUUUUUUUUUUUUUUUUGAGACAUUGAAGGUUCUUACUUGUGGUAAAGAUUACAAGUUACAAAAAGUUCUUAAACAAAUGUAAAUGCUUUUAAUACAUCAUCUAAUAAUUACUGCAUUGCACUUUAAACAGGUGGCAGUCGUCACUUAAUAAACAGUGGUAUAAUGCUGAGGAAACGUAGGUAACAAAAAAAGUGUUUUAUUAUUAGAAUUAUGCUAAAAAAAAAAGUUACCAAACUUUCAAUGCAUGGCUUCUGGCACUCUAACUAAAAAGAUAGAAUCUGAACUUUAAAUAUGCCCUUUCCCUUGUGUUCACAGCACACCAUGUAGUUUGCAUAGAGUUUACAUGUAAAGCCUGCAAUUCAAGUACUUGUCAGUACCUAGUGAUCUAGUUAGCUAAUAUGUAUAAAAGCACUAUCUUUAAUUUGCAAAAUUAAAAUGUAAUUAUUUUUUACG